Molecule: messenger RNA, 3118 nt
Organism: Phragmites australis (common reed)
Lineage: Eukaryota; Viridiplantae; Streptophyta; Magnoliopsida; Poales; Poaceae
Exons: 2
Coding region: 977-1987 (336 amino acids)
Cellular component (GO): small-subunit processome; box C/D methylation guide snoRNP complex
Molecular function (GO): snoRNA binding
Source: RefSeq, a predicted model, not a curated record
UCCCCUUCGGGGGGAGGCGGCUGCGGCGGCUGGAACCACUUCUCAGUUUUUCUCGCGAUGCAGCUCUGCUGGGAGAUACCGGGCGUGUGCUGGCCGUCUGAUGGUCCGGAUAGGGAUGGGCUCGCGGAGGGUUCGGAGGGGCUCCUCUGCACCCACUUGAGGUAUCUUGUUGGUGCUCGGAGCUGCGCUGCCGAGGUUCGCCCGCACUGCAGAGGUGGUGCGGUUGAGGUAUUGUAUCUCCGUCUUCCCUCCAUCCGACGACAAAGUCGAUUGAUUGGAUUUCUGGGACUGCGGCAUUCGUGCUGUGCCUUGCCUCACUCUCCAGCCUUUCCAGCAUAUUCACUGUGAGUUCUCUAUUCCACUUAUCUGAACUAAUAGAUGCAUGAUACAAUUGCUCUGUGAUGACGAAUUUCAUUGAAAUUGAGUUAGAAUGUUGAGUACAAUAGAUACAACCUUGAUUCUCUGUCUGCAAUUUGCAUGAGCAGUGAUAUGAUCCUUCAAUUUUGAUUAGAAGGAGUCUGAUCUCCUGUGUGCUGAUUUUGCUUGAGUUAUCUAUCACUGCUUGUUAAUUUUCACUCCUGGACUUGAGUAGCAAGUAUUUCUGAAUUCAGCACAUUGUGGAGAUUGCUCAGCACUCAGCAGCUUGGAAUAGAUUCUAGAUUACUUUCUGUCCCUUGUGCAGAAAGGUUUUAAAGUUUUGUUAAUUAGUUCUGAGAAGGCUUGAUGCUGGCUGUGUGCUGAAUUCUGAUUUUCAGUAAAGAGCUUGAUGCUGGCUAUGUGUUGAAUUCUGAUUUUCAGUAAAGAUAUACUUGUUGUUAUAGCCAGGAAUUUGUGGAAUUCAGAUAAUUGUAAAUUAAGGUUGUCAUCUAGGUGUGAUAUCAUGUUCUAGCUUAAUUAGUGAGAUGAUUUAGUGGUCAGCUUGGGAGCAGAUCUUUAUUGAUCUGGAGCCAACUGAUAUGAACAGUCUGAGAGCCAUAUGAAUAUGUCAUCUAGUUCAAUUCAGAUUUUAUUUAUGGUUUACCUUCUCAGUGCUCAUGGUAUGAAAGACAUGUAUUUCAUAUUCUUGUCUUUGUUAUAUGUGAUCUACUGUUUUUAUUAUCUCCUUAGAGGAAUAUGUAUAUAUAUGCUAUUUAUAUCGCACAUAUUUCAACAAUCCAGAAAUCCAAUAGCUUCUGUGAUGGCUAGCUCUAGCUCCUUUGUUCCACCACCAUCGUCCUCGGACGCGAUUAAGCCUGAGAGCUUCGAUGGAACCGGCUUUAAGCGCUGGCAGGCCCGGACGAGGCUGUGGAUGAUGGAGCUCGGAUUAUUCUGGGUCCUCACCGAAGAGCCGCCCGCUCCUCAAGGGGAAGCCGUGCUAGACGAGGUCGAAAGAACUCGUCUCGAUGCGUUAAGGGCCCGUUGGGAGAAGGCAAAUGCCUCAGCCCUUGCACGUCUCCUGGCUGUUCUGUCAAACAGGCUCUUCGACGUCUACGUGGGAUUCGGGGAAGCACGGAAGGUGUGGACGGAGCUGAAUGACAAGUAUGCUGAAAGUGAUAAUGGCAAUGAGUCCUUCAUGGUGGCAAGCUACCUGAACUUUCGUAUGGGAGAUAGCAGAUCAGUCAUGGAACAAAUUCAUGAGUUACAGCUGAUCGUGCGUGACUUAGGCCAAUAUGGUUGUGUCCUCCCGGAGAACUUUCUGGUUAAUGCUAUUUUGGCCAAGCUGCCUACUUCUUGGCGUGACUUUGUCACUGCACGUCGACACUUAAAACAACGAUUGACUCUUAAUGAGCUCAUUGCUGCUAUAAAUGUCGAAGAGAAGUCAAAGGCAGGUUAUGGUGGGGCGAAGACGCCUGCUCAAGCUAAUCUUGUUGAGCACAAGAACCAUCCUGGGAAGAAUGUGAAGAAAGAGAAGGCCAAGCCUGGUUUCUUUGGACCGAAGACUAAUACUAUGAAGAAGAAGAAGAAGCCCGAGAUUAUCUGCUACGUCUGCGGUGGGUUGGAUCAAUAAGGCCAACAGAUGUCGCGAUCGUAAGGGCAAGGGGCCAACACCUGACCAGCAGAAGGCAGCCAAAGCCCAAGUACAUGUGGCAGUUGCAACGGUCGAUAAUGCCGGUAAAGGCGACGCCACUAGUGGGUAUGUACCUGAGGUCUUUAUGGCAAAUUCACUAGUAAGUUGGUGGGUUGAUACAGGUGCUACAAGGCAUAUUUGUGCUGAUCAGACAUGUUUUACUUCUCUCCAGGGCACAGACUGUGGAUCCGUACUGAUGGGGAACGGGGUCUCGGCAGCAGUGCGUGGAGUAGGACAAGUGAGCCUGAAGCUGACUUUCGGCAAGAUUCUUGUCCUGAAGAAUGUACUAUUUGUGCCUGCCAUGACCCGCAAUCUACUCAGUGGAUCGAUGGUGUGCCGGCAAGGAAUAAAAUUAGUCUUUGAGUCAAAUAAAGUAGUGAUGACCAGGUGUGGGUCGUUUGUAGGAAAAGGCUAUAAUUGCGGAGGCAUGUUCCGCAUUUCUACUCUUGAUAGCUCUGCAAAUAUUUUCUAUUCUUCAUAUUCUAAUAAGAACAUUGAUAUUUGGCAUUCUCGCUUAUGUCAUGUUAAUAAUGAAGCAAUUGUGCGUUUGAGCAAGAUGGAUCUUAUUCCUUCAUAUAAGUAUGAUAAGAGCCAUAAGUGCGAGGUGUGUGUGCAAGCAAAGCAGCCCCGUAAACCAUUUCAUACGGUCGAGGGGAGAAGCACCUCGCCACUUGAGCUGGUCCAUUCUGAUCUUUGUGAGAUGAAUGGAAUAUUAAUCAAGGGUGGCAAGAGAUACUUCUUUACUCUCAUAGAUGAUGCCACUAGGUUCUGCUAUAUCUAUUUGCUGAGAACAAAGGAUGAAGCAUUAGAAUACUUUAAGAUCUAUAAGGCCGAGGUGGAAAACCAGCUGGGGAAGACAAUAAAGAGACUGAGGUCUGACCGAGGUGGGGAAUAUAUUCCCAGGGAUUUCUCCGAAUUCUGUGAAGAAAGUGGCAUAAUCCAUGAAUUUACGCCACCAUACUCACCACAGGCCAACGGAGUAGCCGAAAGGAAGAACCGAACUAUUUGUGACUUGGUUAACGCCUUGUUACAAAAUUCUGGUAUGGCUAACUCUUGGUGGGGUGAGGCUGU